Entrophospora sp. SA101 is the source of this 2589-nucleotide messenger RNA. NCBI's taxonomy places the organism in Eukaryota, Fungi, Glomeromycota, Glomeromycetes, Entrophosporales, Entrophosporaceae. The record is from the annotation of a GenBank genome assembly.
AUGUGGAUUUGGAAUAAUUUGGUUUCUUCCACGUUAGGAUCACGUUCUCAUCUUCGUAAACUUUCAAGGAAAGAAAUUAAUUCAGUUAAUUUGGUUAAAGCUUGUGGCUAUCUAAGUUCACCACCGGAACCACUAGCACUUCGAUUAUCUUCUAAUUUAUUGUAUGGAAUUACACGUUUAUAUCAACAACAGUACCAAUUUUAUUACGUGGAUACAAAUAAUUUAUGGCUAAAAUUUCAAAAAGCUUUGUCCGAAUUUCGUAAUGAAUCCGUCGACAUGUCAACAUCAGAGGCAAGACAAGAAGCAAUAACGCUGCGAGAUGAUCCCUAUUUCGAAAUCGAAAUGUUAAUAAAUAAAUCGAAUGAUACAGAUAUGGUUUUUGAGAUCGAAAGACAAAUUGAUUGGAUAUUAUCUUCAGAACAAGAAAUUCCUAACCAAGUUUUGACGAAUAAUCGAAAAAAUGAUAAUAAUAGAUCACGGCGUUCUUUAAUUACUCUCCCGGAAGAGAUUUUCAGUUCAGGUGAUGGUGAAUUUACUCAGUCGUUGUCAACUGGAUUUGGUGGUGGAUUUGGUUUUAGUCUUAACGAUGAUGAUUUAUUAAGAAUAGAAGAUAAUAAUGGUGGUGUUGGCGGAGGAGGAAUGGAAAGAAGUGGCGUAGUAGUUGAUGAGGAGGGAAUAACUGAUGGUUUGAAUUCUGAUACUAUCAAAGAGAUUGAGCAUAGAGUUAGAGACGAACAUAAUAAUGUCGAUCAAUCAAGAGACCACAAAAGGCGUAGAACUGAACUUCAAAUUCAUGAUGGUGUUGAAAAUCAUCAUGAUUUCCAAAAUACUGUGGAAGUAUACGAGCAACAAGGGCAAGAUGAACAAAGGAUUGGACAGGAUGAGAUGGAAGUAGUAAUUGAACCACGAGUUAUUGAUGAAGAAGAAAAUAAUAGAAGGUCAUCCGUCUCGACACAACCGAGACGUCGUCGUAGACGUAGGCUACAAAAUAUGUACGAUGAACCAGCAGAAUUAACAAAUGAACAAAUUCUUCAAAUGCGCGAAAGCGUUGUUGUUGAUUUGGAUAUUGCUGAACAAAAAGCAAGAGAAAAGAAUGUUAGCCAAAAAUAUAAAGAUCAAUGGAAUAAUAUAUUAUAUACAUCUGGAUUACCACUGAGAGCAAGACCAUUGGUAACUUUAUGGGAGAAUCAUUGUGCACCAAUGCUACAAGAUGAUAUCGUCAGACAAAGAACAACCCAUCCACCGCCAAUGCUAUCUAGUAAUGAUAUUUAUUUGCAAGAACCAAUUAGCCUAUCUUUUACUACUAACAUUCCUGAAAUUAACAAAGAACAUGAUAGAACAAGCAGUUUACAAGAUGUUGAAUCAGAAGUGUUGAGGAGAGGAGAAAGUUCAACAAAUGUAUCAUUAUCAUCUGGGCUUAGAAGGAGUAGAGAUAGUAGUUUGAAUAGAUCUCAUGACAGCAGCGGAUUUAAUUAUGGUGGUAGUGCUAGUGGUAGCGAUUUUUUUGAUUUAUCAGGAGUAGUCGAAAGUGUUGACAAUAGAAACCAAAGAAAUUCGAUUGGAUUUAAUCGAGCAUUAUUGGAUUUAUCAAAAAGUAAUAGCGGUCAAUUAUCGGAUUUUCCAAUAGUUGAUGAUAAUUAUGGAGGCGAUGAGGAACAUGAAUCAAUGGCGUUCAUGGAAUCGGUUAAAUCACUAAUGUAUGAGGCAAAAGUUACUAGUGCCAUUUACCAAGAUAUAAUUGACGCUCAUAAUAUGAAACAAUCCCAAGUUACACGAUCAUUUUAUCAUAUCCUGAUAGGAGUAGUAGGAUUGGUGGAAGCUCUUGAAGAUGAUAAUGACACAGCAUUAUUGGUUGAUGUUAUUAUGGAGGGUGACGAAGAUGUUGGUGAGCUGAGAGCGACAGAUGACACAGAUCCAGAAGAAUCAGAGACAUUAACAGCGUCACAAAGAGCAGUGAGAGCAAGACCAUUGGUAACUUUAUGGGAGAAUCAUUGUGCACCAAUGCUACAAGAUGAUAUCGUCAGACAAAGAACAACCCAUCCACCGCCAAUGCUAUCUAGUAAUGAUAUUUAUUUGCAAGAACCAAUUAGCCUAUCUUUUACUACUAACAUUCCUGAAAUUAACAAAGAACAUGAUAGAACAAGCAGUUUACAAGAUGUUGAAUCAGAAGUGUUGAGGAGAGGAGAAAGUUCAACAAAUGUAUCAUUAUCAUCUGGGCUUAGAAGGAGUAGAGAUAGUAGUUUGAAUAGAUCUCAUGACAGCAGCGGAUUUAAUUAUGGUGGUAGUGCUAGUGGUAGCGAUUUUUUUGAUUUAUCAGGAGUAGUCGAAAGUGUUGACAAUAGAAACCAAAGAAAUUCGAUUGGAUUUAAUCGAGCAUUAUUGGAUUUAUCAAAAAGUAAUAGCGGUCAAUUAUCGGAUUUUCCAAUAGUUGAUGAUAAUUAUGGAGGCGAUGAGGAACAUGAAUCAAUGGCGUUCAUGGAAUCGGUUAAAUCACUAAUGUAUGAGGCAAAAGUUACUAGUGCCAUUUACCAAGAUAUAAUUGACGCUCAUAAUAUGAAACAAUCCCAAGUCUUGCAACAAAGAAUCUGA